Triticum dicoccoides is the source of this 1909-nucleotide messenger RNA. Its product is annotated as probable glycerol-3-phosphate acyltransferase 3. Bases 114 to 1727 code for a protein of 537 amino acids. Lineage: Eukaryota; Viridiplantae; Streptophyta; Magnoliopsida; Poales; Poaceae. The record is from RefSeq and is a predicted model, not a curated record. Gene Ontology annotation, biological process: cutin biosynthetic process. Gene Ontology annotation, molecular function: phosphatase activity; glycerol-3-phosphate 2-O-acyltransferase activity. Gene Ontology annotation, cellular component: membrane. The transcript is spliced from 2 exons.
CAACCAGCCCAAUCCGCCCGGCCAUUACUUCCAGUACUAGCAUACUCCUAAACACCGGUGGCCAAGAAGACGUGGGGAGCGUUCUACUAGCAACAAACUUAAGCACGUCGACCAUGGCCAAGAAGAAGCUGCCGCAGAGGCUCAUCUCCACCUUGCUCUCCCUCAUCUUCCACGGGGGGCCACGGCUCUCAAGCAGCAAGGGCACCGCGUUCCCAUCCUCGCUGCUGCAGCGACAGUACCCUCCCAUGGCAAGUGACAGGCUCGCCGCCGCGCGAACCCUCGUCGUCGACGUCGACGGCGGCCUCCUCCGCUCGUCACACUCCGGCCUCUUCCCCUACUUCAUGCUCGUGGCGCUGGAGGCGGGAGGGCUCCUGCGAGGCGCCGUGCUCCUGCUCCUCUACCCUCUGCUCUGCUGCGUGGGCAUCGGCGGCGACCUGGCGCUGAGGGUCAUGGCCAUGGCGGCCUUCUGCGGCCUCCAGGAGAGCCGGUUCCGCGCCGGCCGCGCCGUGUUGCCCAAGUGGUUCAUGGAGGACGUGGCCAUCGAAGCGUUCGAGGCGAUGAGAGGCGCCAAGAGGAGGGUCUGCGUGACCAAUAUGCCCAGGGUGAUGGUGGAGGGGCUCCUGAGGGAAUAUCUCGGGGCGGACGUGGUAGUCGGCAGGCGGAUGAAGGUGCUCUGUGGGUUCUACACCGGUCUCAUGGAGGAGGAGGAGGUGGCGUUGGAGAAGAAGAAGAUCAUGCUGGAGAGUGAUGCUGUGGGCCUCUCUGGCUCCUUGGAGUUUCUCCAACAUCCUCUUUCAAAUUGUUGCAAGGAGGUCUACCACGUGACACAGGAGGACAAGGCCAGGUGGCAAGCGCUGCCAAGGGCCAAGUACCCGAAGGCCAUGGUGUUCCACGACGGCCGGCUCGCGUUCCGGCCAACCGCCGGCAGCACGCUGGCCAUGUUCAUGUGGCUCCCUAUCGGCGCCGCUCUGGGUGCCGCCCGUCUCGCCGUCGCGCUCACCGUGCCGUACAGGUACUCUACGCCCAUCCUGGCGGGCACCGGCAUGUCGUGGCGGCUCAAGGGGGAGCGGCCGGGUCCCCCGCCUGGCCACGGCCGCGGCCGCGGGCAGCUGUUCGUGUGCAACCACCGCACGCUCAUCGACCCGGUGUACGUCUCGGUGGCGCUGGACCGGCAGGUGCGCGCCGUGUCGUACAGCCUCAGCCGGCUGUCGGAGCUCAUCUCGCCGAUCGGCCGCACCGUGCGGCUGACGCGCGACCGCGACAGCGACGGCCGUGCCAUGGCGCGCCUCCUGGACCGCGGCGACCUCGUCGUCGUCUGCCCCGAGGGCACCACCUGCCGUGAGCCGUACCUGCUGCGGUUCAGCCCGCUGUUCGCCGAGCUCAGCGACGACGUUGUCCCGGUCGGCACCGCCGUCGAUACGGCCAUGUUCUACGCGACGACGGCGGGCGGGUUCAAGUGCCUCGACCCGCUCUACUACAUUGUGAACCCGAGGAUGUGCUACACAGUGCAGUUCCUGGAGCGGGUGCGCACGACGGCGGCGGUGGGGAGGGAGGUGCCUAGCACCGACUUGGCCAACCUCGUGCAGAGGAAGAUGGGGGAAGCGCUCGGCUACGGAUGCACCAUGCUCACAAGGAAGGACAAGUACCUCAUGCUCGCCGGCAACGAUGGCGUCGUCAGAGCCAGCGACAAAUGCUCUGCUCCUCCUGAAGGGAGAAGAGCUCAUUAGUUUGUUCUUGUUAGGCAUUUCUGGUUCUGAUUUAUUUUAAGCAUCAGUUGACUGAGACUUGGCAAAGUCUAAGCAUCAGUCGACUUUUUUUUUGAAAGUAAAGCAUCAGUCGACUGAGACUUGGCAAAGUCUCAUUCGGGUGACGUCAUCCAAUUUAUAGCACAGCCCAUCUUAUUCCCUCA